This is a messenger RNA of Serpula lacrymans var. lacrymans S7.9, 378 nucleotides long. RefSeq lists its product as uncharacterized. Lineage: Eukaryota; Fungi; Basidiomycota; Agaricomycetes; Boletales; Serpulaceae. The record is from RefSeq and is a predicted model, not a curated record. Bases 1 to 378 code for a protein of 125 amino acids. The transcript has 6 exons.
AUGGCUGGUGAUUUUCUGAACAUCAUCAGUGCCGCUAUGCUACGUUUGGCUCUAUCGUCACUUUCGCCUCAUUGCCUGCCAGUGAACUUUCAACACCUAUCAAGUAAUAAUGUGUCACUAUGGCUCGCAGGCUUCACACUGGAAAUGUUCACUAUAAUUGAUAAAUGGGUAACAGUCCCUGUCAUCACAUUGUUCGUUAUGUUGGUGUCUUCUGAGUUGGGGAUGGCCAGCUUUCUCGUAUACUAUGACAAUUUACACCUUUCGGACAUUGUGGCGGCUUUAUACGAGACUUUAGGGGUUUGUACAGGUGGUACACCUAAGUGGUUCAGUAUUUUUUUCAAUGUUCAAAUCAUUUCAACAUUAUCGCCAGGUUCUUGA